GAAGGAAGAGAGGAGGAAACAGAACAGCCGACUCGGCUAACUUCCCGCCAUCCGGCUCCAACCAGCAAGCCGAGUUACGCCUUUUCCCCGUGUCGUCUUCCCCACCCCCCCAAGCCGAACCAAUGCAGCCGUCGCCGCUGGAACAGAAUUCCAAGAAACGAGCGCUGCAGGCGGUCGACAUGGACGCCGAAGUCUUCGAAAUUCCGCCUCCAGUGCCGCGGUCGUCUAAGCCGCUGAAGCAAAAGGAGCCUUUUGUUCAUGAAGUAAUUGAUAUCGAUGACGAUGAAGACCCUGGUGAUGCUGUAAUUAUUGAGAAGGAACUGAAUAAAAUAAAGAAAGGGAAGGCCGUGAUGGACGUUUCUGAUGGUCGCUUAAAUGGUUACUCUGAGGAAUCUUUAGCUGACCAUAUGUAUAUACCCCCUGAUGAUUUAGUUGGAGCAAUGAAUGGGACAGAACUGAAUGGUUUAGAAGAAGGCUCGCAUAAUUCCUAUAAUGCUGAUGCGCCUUUUUAUGAUUUUGUCUCAUAUGAUGAUGACUACAUGGAUUAUAUUAUUGAAGACGGGGUGCAUCAUGAUGAUGAUUAUGAUCUGCUGCAAGCUCAUUUUGAUAGUAUGGAUAUACCUCCUGGUGUGGAGGCGCCGGUACCAUGGUUGCCUGAUAUUUCCAAAACUGAGAAGUCAGGUGCUGGAAAUACUGUGCAGAGUUCAGGCUCCCUACAUCCAGAAACUGCGGCCUUUGCUGUAAAGACAGAAUCUUUUGGCUGGACUCAACCUGCCACAUUUGAGAUGAAUGCUACAUUUAACAGUACUUCUGGCUCGCUUAGCCAAGCUAACUCUGCGGGUCAUCCACCUCAGGUGGAUCCAUCAGCACCUUGGUUGCCUACACAAUCUGUGCAGACCAAAAAGAACCGAGCUGGACGCAAAGGCAGUAGCAGAAAUUUCUCCUUUGGGUUUGAGUCAUUCAAAUCCCGGCGACUUCUAGAGUCUUUAAAGAAUAAGAAGUCACCAGUUUCUUCCAGUAAUUCUACUAACUUUAGCCCUUCAAGUCAAUUUGCUGGUGCUAAGCAGCCUCAUGGAGUUAAUCCUCACAAUUGGGACCAAAGCAUGACGGCCCAUGGUGUUAAUGAGCCGACCGUUUCUGUUAGUUCAUCCUAUUCAAGUUUUCCGCAGGCUGUUUCUGGUAGUUCAUCGUAUCCAAGUUUUCCGCAACAAAUUUUCUCACAGAACAAGCCUUCCAGCCCAGAUCCAUUUAAGACAUGGAUGAAGGACCCUUCCAAGUAUUCUCUCAAUCACUCAUAUGCCUCUCCUGCAACUUACCCUACUUUUAUUGAGCCCUUUGCGCCCUCGGUAUACACUCUCCCUGAGGAAGAUACUGAUGACUGUCAAGUGCCUCAAAGUCUUACUGGAGACCAUUCCAAUGAUACUGAUGAUGUUGUGAGGAGGUUCGAGAAUUUUAAACGGUUUGACACUGUUCAAGAUCACUCAGAUCACCACUACAGUGCAAGUGGCUCUUCAGUAAAGCAACCUCCAAAAAGUUGGGCUAAGAGAAUCCAGGAGGAGUGGAAGAUCUUGGAGAAGGAUUUGCCAGAUACCAUAUUUGUAAGGGUUUAUGAAACAAGGAUGGAUCUUUUGAGAGCUGUGAUUGUGGGAGCAGAAGGCACCCCAUACCAUGAUGGUCUUUACUUCUUUGAUGUUUUCUUUCCCUUGGGCUAUCCUAGUUGUCCACCACAUGUCUACUAUCACUCUAGAGGCCUUCGAAUCAAUCCGAAUCUAUACAACACUGGAAAAGUGUGUCUGAGCCUUCUCAACACUUGGUCUGGUCACAAGAAUGAGAAGUGGAUGCCAGGUGUUUCAACUAUACUACAAGUUUUGGUAUCCAUACAGGGUCUUAUUUUGAAUGCGAAGCCAUACUUCAAUGAGCCUGGGUAUGCGAGUAUGGAAGGCUCAGCCAAAGGCGAGAAGAAUUCCCUGAAAUAUAAUGAAGACACAUUCAUCCUGUCGCUCAGGACCAUGACGUAUGUGAUCAGAACACCUCCUAAGCAUUUCGAGGACUUCGUUAUGGGGCAUUUCUAUAAGCGAGCUCAAGAUAUAUUAGUGGCAUGCAAAGCCUAUGUGGAAGGAGCUCAGGUAGGCUGUCUUGUCAGAGGUGGAGUGCAGGAUGUUGAUGCAGGAGACAAGAGCUGCUCAAGCCAAUUCAAGCAGACAGUUGCGGGCUACAUUGGGAUCCUCGCAAAGGCAUUCAUGAAGAUCGGUGCCCAGGAAUGCGAGAGGUUCCUGGCUCCUCCACCACCCCCAAUGGAGAUCAAAAGGAAGAGAAGACAACGACAUGUCAAAGCCUAUACCAAUGAAGGAAAGAAUUAUUGAAGUAUCGACCAAUUAGCUCAGUGCUGAUGUGACUGUGCAUAUAUAGAUGAAAGGGGCCGUCCAGUAAUUAAAGAAACCGGAGAAGUUCCGGUUAUGCUGUAACGUUUAGCUCAUCGGGGAACUUGUCUUACACGAUGAUGGGAUAUUCUAAAGGCGAUCAAUGCUUCCGGUGGAGCCAUUUAUUAAAGCGUCUUUUUGACUGCGCAUCCAAUAAUUUUAACGUUGUUGAUGGGGACUCGUGUUCUU
This is a messenger RNA of Punica granatum (pomegranate), 2609 nucleotides long. Lineage: Eukaryota; Viridiplantae; Streptophyta; Magnoliopsida; Myrtales; Lythraceae. The record is from RefSeq and is a predicted model, not a curated record.